AUUUCAAUCGCCCCGUUGACCAAGAAUAAAUCAAUCAUGGCUGAAAAGAUAGAAAAUUGGACGUGUGAGGAACUUGGGAAGCUAGGAAUUGAUGCGUCAAUUGACAUAGCAAGGUAUAUUCUAAGUAUUGAGACAGCAGAAGAGCUGGAAGAAUAUAUGCUGGAACUUCUAGAUGGUUCAGAUCCAAGGAACAAGAAGUUUAUCAAAGAGCUGCUUAUUAAAUGGAGACCAUAUAACAGUGCUAUAGCAGACACAGGCAUACAGAUUUAUAAGAAAACAACCCAAGAAGACAGUUAUAUUGUUGGCAAGGAGAAGAAAAGAAGUCAGAAUACACAGAAGGAAAAGAAGCAAGUUCAGAAAAAUUAUGUGUUAAACGGUUAUGAGGUACAACAUAGAGGGAUUUUGCCUGGAGAGGAGCCGCCUGAACAGCCCAUACCAGUUCCUACAAAAGCUGUACAGCCAGACAAAGAUGUGAAGAAGAAACAAAAAUUUAUUCCUUUAUUCAGUAAGGAGGGACAGGCUUUAUCUGUGGUUCAGCUUGCUGGACGUCACGUGUGUGAGUGUCAGGCAGCCAAACACAAGUUAAUAAGUAACUGUACUAGAUGUGGGCGUGUUGUUUGUGAUCAAGAGGGAUCUGGACCAUGUCUAUUCUGUGGAAAUCUCGUGUGCACAAGAGAGGAGGAAGAAAUUCUAUCUCGAGGUUCAAAGAAAAGUGAAAAACUACGCCAGUUCUUGAUGAAGGAUGCUCCCUCGGGACUGCUAAGUGGAUCUAUGUUUAAUGGAGACCGAGACUACCUGCCAAAUGAUAGAGCUAAAACGAAGGAAAGUUAUAUCAAAGCAGAACAGCAUAAAGAAAAACUGCUGGAAUAUGAUAGGACCAGUGUGAGGAGAACACAGGUGAUAGACGAUGAAGCGGACUAUUUUUCAACAGACUCAAAUCAGUGGUUAAGUAAGGAAGAUAGAGAAAUGUUACGCAAACGUGAGGAGGAAUUACGUUCUCAGAGGCACGCUUCUCGUAAAGAUAGAAAAAUCACAUUAGACUUUGCAGGACGUCAAGUUAUAGAGGAGGAUAGUUCUAAAAGUGUUAAUAUGUAUGAUGUAAAUGACGAUGUUGUGCAAAGAGUGAACUUUGGUGCUAGACCUAAAGAGAAACAGAAAACAGAUUCAGAUUUUAAAGUAGAAAAUGAUGCUUAUCUAGUCAACCCAACUAUACAGAUUGAACCUCCUAAGUUUGUUCCACAAAAUCCCGUCAAACAUUCAGGAUCUUCAUCAAAGACAAAGGAAACGACAGCCCACGUUGUGUCACGUAUACAGGAUCGGGAAUUACAGGAAAUGUCGGAUGACGGCAUGUGUAUGAGUAUGCACCAACCUUGGGCAUCACUGCUAGUAGCGGGUAUAAAACUACAUGAAGGUAGAACAUGGUAUACAGCACAUAGAGGAAGAUUAUGGAUAGCAGCGACAGCAAAAGCACCUGAUCCAGCUGAAAUAUCCGAGCUUGAACAUAUGUAUAAAACUAUUUAUAAAAAUCGAGAUCUGCAGUUUCCAAGCCAUUAUCCUGUAGGAUGUUUACUGGGCUGUGUAGAUGUUGUAGAUUGUCUUUCACAAGAUACAUAUCAGGAACAGUUUCCUGAUGGGGAAUCAAGUUCACCGUUUGUGUUCAUAUGUGAAAACCCAAAUGAGUUAAUUGUCAAAUUUCCUGUGAAAGGAAAACAUAAAAUAUACAAACUUGAUGCACAUAUACACAAAGCAGCAAAGAAAGGACUGAGAUAGUGCAUGGUGUUGUAUGUGAUAUGGACAGUUAUAGUAUUAGAUCUACAGUCGGCAGUGUGGAACCAGAAAAAACUUGUGUGACAAGUCUAACAUUGCUGAGCAUGAGAAAUGGCAACAGCUUGCAAUUAUUUUUAUGUCUGUUUUUUCAAUACGGUGAAAUGUCAGACAAACACCAGUUGUGCACUUUAUUGUGACCACCCCUUCAAAAGUUUUGGGAGAGGGAGGCACUAAGAGUUGCCUUUGUCCGUCUGUCCAAGCUUUUAGAGCUGUGUAUUACCUGAUGUAUUGUUUUUCCAUGUAAAGUAUAUAAUGAGAGGUGUUCAGAAAUUAUGUAGACUGAUUUUACAUCUUUGAAAUUCUUUGUUCAUCUAAAGUAAACUUUGGAAUUUAGAAUAAGGAACCGUUUCUGCUUCAAACUGUACUUACGAAAAUUGUACAAAGUAAGAGACUAUGAUGUAACCAUAUUAACACACCAUUGGUCUAGGUUACAUUUUCACCUCUUCACUGCAGUCAGCUUGAUAUCUGAAAAUGCAUUAUCAUCAAUAUUUCUGAUAGAAAAUUGCCAUAAAUCCUUUAAUUUCUUUCUGAAUAUUCUGGUGACAUUUCCUGAAAAUUUUACAUAAUUCAAUUUUAGCAGUUUGAAAUAUAGAAGUUUUUCUCAAAGGCGGCCAUUUUUAGUCCUUGGUUUAAAGUAUCUUGACAAGACUAUCUAGAGAUCUAAGCAAAGGUUAAAUGAAGAAAAAAAAAAUAGGGAAAACUGAGACAAAGCUUUAAGAAUGCUUGAAAAAGUAGAGUGAUCAUGACAAAACAUUUUGCAGUUAUCUGCUGAACUUUUUAUAGAUUGAUAAGGCAUAAUUUACCAGUGAAUAUGGUAUCCUAUAUUCUGAUUUUCAAGAGAAACAAAAGAAUUAUGCCAAUUUAUAUGCUUGAUGUUGAUAUCUCAUUGAAUGAUAUUCUAAUUUUUAGCUCAUCUGAUUUUUUGGAAAAAAAUGAUGAGUUAUUGUCAUCACUUGAUCGGCGUCGGCAUUGCCUGGUUAAGUUUUAUGUUUAGGACAGCUUUUCUCCUAAACUAUCAAAGGUAUUGCUUUGAAACUUGGAACACUUGUUCACCAUCAAUAGCUGACCCUGUACAGCAAGAAACAUAACUCCAUCCUGCUUUUUGCAAGAAUUAUGGCCCCUUUUGGACUUAGAAAAUAUCAGAUUUCUUGGUUAAGUUUUAUGUUUAGGUCAACUUUUCUCCUAAACUAUCAAAGGUAUUGCUUUGAAACUUGCAACACUUGUUCACCAUCAUAAGCAGACCCUGUACAUCAAGAAUUGUAACUCCAUCCUGCUUUUUUCAAGAAUUAUGGCCCCUUUUGGACUUAGAAAAUCAGAUUUUUUAGCUGACCCUGUUCAUCAAGAAACAUAACUCCAUCCUGCUUUUUGCAAGAUUUAUGGCCCCUUUUGGACUUAGAAAAUAUCAGAUUUCUUGGUUAAGUUUUAUGUUUAGGUCAACUUUUUCUUUUAAACUAUCAAAGCUAUUGCUUUGAAACUUGCAACACUUGUUCCCCAUCAUAAGCUGACCCUGUACAUCAAGAAACAUAGCUCCAUCCUGCUUUUUGUAAUAAUUAUUGCCCCUUUUGAACUUAGAAAAUCAGUUUUCUUGGUUAAGUAUUAUGUUUAAGUCAGCUUUUCUCAUAAACUACCAAAGCUAUUGCUUUAAAAUUUGCAACAGUUUUUCACCAUCAUAUAAAGCUGACGCUGUACUUCAAGAAACAUAACUUCAUCCUGCUUUUUGCAAGAAUGAUGGCCCUUUUUAGACUUAGAAAAUCAUGGGUAGGACAAUAUUUCUAUUAUACAAAAACAUCUGAUGAGCGUCAGCACCCGCAAGGCGGUACUCUUGUUCCAUAAGUUAUUCUGUGUUCUAUAAGAAAAAGUGUUGAAGAAAUUUUUGAAAAAAAUGAUGAAGAAAAAUAUUGUAAACUAAUUUGACAUCAAAAAGACUUUGCUGACCUGGACCAGAAUGCUUUAUACCUUAAUUAACCCUUACCCAGCUAAAUUUCUAUAAUGAACUUGUCCAUCUUUCAAUUUGGACAGUACCAUUAAUUGGUGCUUACCAAAAAGAAACUGACUGAAUGGUGCACAGUGCAGAUCAUGAUCAGACUGCACUGGUCGCAAAGGCAUAAUCAUUUGCCGCCAGCAAGCUGAGAGUUAUACAAAUUGUUCAAAACAAGUUAGUGCUAAACAACAGGUUCUGAUUCCGUACAUUUGUAGAAGAUACAGUAUUUU
Mercenaria mercenaria is the source of this 4038-nucleotide messenger RNA. RefSeq names its product activating signal cointegrator 1-like. The transcript has 12 exons. Bases 37 to 1770 code for a protein of 577 amino acids. The record is from RefSeq and is a predicted model, not a curated record. Gene Ontology annotation, cellular component: nucleus. Gene Ontology annotation, molecular function: zinc ion binding. Lineage: Eukaryota; Metazoa; Mollusca; Bivalvia; Venerida; Veneridae. Gene Ontology annotation, biological process: regulation of DNA-templated transcription.